Molecule: messenger RNA, 972 nt
Organism: Penicillium riverlandense
Lineage: Eukaryota; Fungi; Ascomycota; Eurotiomycetes; Eurotiales; Aspergillaceae
Exons: 3
Coding region: 1-972 (323 amino acids)
Biological process (GO): lipid catabolic process
Molecular function (GO): triacylglycerol lipase activity
Source: RefSeq, a predicted model, not a curated record
AUGGGUGUCGUCUGCUCAUCCCUCCCGGGGGCCUUGGGCUUGCCGGGGACCCGGUCAAUGACCCAUUUCUAUCAGCCCCCGGCGGGCUUUGAGUCGACCGUCCCCGGAACCAUACUUCGGAACUGGACAGUGGUUGCCGCCCACAUUGGUCUCCAGUAUUUGUUUUGGGCGCCCCAGACCGAUGUGGUCGCGGGAGCGGAGUUUCUGAUCCCAGAGGUCUAUUUGCUCAUGGGCUACAUCGUAGUCUCACCGGAUUAUGAAGGUCUAGAUGCCGCCUUCUCCGCCGGCCGUAUAAAAGGCACGGGUGUGCUAGACAACAUGCGCGCCGUGAAAAACUACCGCAGUCCCCUCGGUCUCACAACCAACAAUCCCAUGAUAGUCGGCACCGAGAAUUCUGGCGACACGAUCGCAAGUGGGCGAGCGGGCGCCCUCCAGCCGAGGCUAUGCUCCAGAACUCAACAUCAAGGGCUGGGUGGCGGGAGUCCCUCCCACCAACCUCACAGGGCCCUCAUGUUAAUCGAGACACCAGAUGGCCCUAUCAUCAACCGGAUUAUCAACCCCGAGGGCCGGCAAAAGUUGUAUCAAGCCAAAACCCAAUGCGCGGUCGUGGAUCUCAUCGCAUUCUAUGAAAUGUCGAUCUUUGACAAGAGCAUUCAGACCCUAGGACCUGUGGUCCUGCAGAACCCGAGCAUUGCUAGAAUAAUGUCCCGGAAUAUGCUUGGUGUGCACUCGAAUGAGACCCCUACCGCAGCAGACUUUCUCUACCACGCGAUCGAUGAUGAGGCAAUCCCAUACACCAACGCGUCACCCUGGCUGACGCCUGGUGCGGUGCGGCUGUCCAGUUUACCACGUUUGGCGGCGGCGGCCACGUCACCACCGACAUCAUCGGCCUACCUAGUGCGGUCGACUUCGUCGAGGAGGCCUUUCCAGAUUCGGUCGCCCCGGAAUGCUUGCAAAAUAGCGAGUUCUUAA